Molecule: messenger RNA, 1821 nt
Organism: Pieris macdunnoughi
Lineage: Eukaryota; Metazoa; Arthropoda; Insecta; Lepidoptera; Pieridae
Source: the annotation of a GenBank genome assembly
AUGGCAUUGACAAGUUCUGCGUUACCGCCUAAUGCUAUCAAUUACCGUGGAGAACGCCGUAUUCUACACAACGUUUCUGGUGAAUUUCGUUCGGGCGAACUAACGUGCAUUCUGGGACCUUCCGGCGCUGGGAAGUCCACUUUACUGAACAUCCUCGCUGGUUACACAUCAAAUGGAGUGAACGGAAGAAUUUCUGUAAAUGGGCAAGCGAGAGAAAUGAGGGUUUUCAAAAAACUUAGUAGCUAUAUCAUGCAAGAUGAUCUGCUUCAACCAAGACUAACAGUUGGUGAGUCCAUGAAAAUCGCAGCGGACUUGAAACUGGGGAAGGAGUUGGGUGAUGCUGAAAAGGAAUUAAUCGUAGAAGAAAUCCUCCAAACGAUUGGUUUAUGGCAACACCGGGAUACAAUGUCACAGCAUCUUUCCGGAGGACAAUCUAAAAGGCUGUCUGUCGCCUUGGAGUUGGUCAAUAAUCCUCCUAUUAUGUUCCUGGAUGAACCAACAACAGGUCUAGACGUCGUGUCUAUACGUCAGCUGGUGGUACUAUUACGUCUGCUCUCUCGCCAGGGCCGCACUAUUAUCUGCACAGUACAUCAACCUUCAGCGUCUCUCUUCACUCUUUUUGAUAGAGUUUAUGUAUUGUCAAGAGGACUUUGUUGCUACCAGGGUGCGUCUCCUCUCCUAGUACCUUUCCUGACUGAGAUUGGCCAUAUUUGUCCUGUUACCCACAAUCCUGCCGAUUUCGUACUCGAAACUCUUGUUAGCACCACCGAAGCGCCAGCACAAAUGUCAGAAUUGUGUCAAAACGGAAAGCUCUGCCGAGACCUAGACAAAAUGACAUCUAGAGGAGGACGCAAACCGGUUUUACAUUCAGACGAUUCAAUACAAAGGAUUUUUGUGGAGCACGUCGCCAAAGAACAGCUACUCAGAAUGGAAUUUGCGACGACGUUUUUGAGUCAGUUCUGGAUUUUGCUAAAACGAAUGAUGUUACAGACUAGACGCAAUUCCACAGCUCUAUGGAUCCAGUUAAUUCACCAUAUUCUGGCAGCUGUGUUACUUGGUGGCAUCUUCUAUCAGAUCGGCAACGAUGGCACCACACCUAUCGCAAAUUUCAAGUUCUGUAUCAGCUGCCUUGUGUUCUUCAUGUAUACUUAUGUCAUGAUACCUGUGCUUCUAUUUCCUAUGGAAAUGCGUAUGCUUCGACGUGAAUACUUCAAUCGAUGGUAUAGUUUAAAGGCGUAUUAUGCGGCCCUUACCAUAUCAUCUGUACCAGUUAUGUUGAGCCUAGGCAUGCUGUUUCUAACAAUAAGCUACGUGAUGUCUGGUCAACUUAUGGAGUUAGACCGCUUUGUGUUGUUUUCUAUAGUGGGUCUUCUGACUGGAUUCUGCUCCGAAGGUUUGGGCCUCUUGGUGGGAUCAACGUUUAGUGUAACGAACGGUUCCAUAGUGGGCCCGGCGACACUAGCGCCACUAUUAGCUCUCUGCUGCUACGGCAUGGGCUUCGGAAAAUUUAUUGAACCAUUUAUGAAAAUCCUUAUGUCAGUGUCUUACUUACGAUACGCACUUUCUGGCCUCUGCUUGGCAAUUUACAACAAGCGACCUCUUAUGGAAUGUGACGACAUUUUCUGUGUCUAUUCCGAUCCGAAGUUAUUGUUGCGAGAUGUAGGAAUUAUGAAUGACAAUUAUAUAUUACAAAUAGUCGCUCUCGUAAUUUUUACGGCUAUACAUAGAAUCAGCGCAUACUUUGCAUUACGAUACCGCCUUACAUCAGAGUUUACAAGCAAGUUCAUGACAUACAUCAGCAAAUUUUUGAAACAUAGAUAG